GCAGGGAGGACGCUGGAUGGCUUUUCUGCAGAGGGAUGGCGUGCGGCAGCCGCAGCGGACGCAGCAAGAGGCAAGUGCUGUUGUUUAUUCUGGGCGUUUGCGUGUGUCAGAGCGCGGCCGAAAGCCUCUGCUAUUCUCUGGCGGAGGAAAUGGAGAGGGACUCCUUUGUGGGCAAUAUUGCCAAGGACCUGGGCGUUGCUCCGAGCCAGCUCGCGGCUCGCAAAGCCCGCGUUGUGUCCGAGGGGAACGAGCAGCUUUUCCGCCUCAAUCAGAACACCGGGGUGCUGACGGUGACCGAGUCGCUGGACCGAGAGCAGCUCUGUCCGCAGAGCGACACCUGCACCCUCUUCUUUAAGAUAUUCUUUGAAAAUCCGCUGCAGCUGGUCAGAGGGGAGGUGGAGGUGCGAGACGUGAACGACAACUCCCCCGUGUUCCCGGAGAAGAACAUUGUUAUAGAGAUUCCCGAAACGACAUCUCCCGGGUCCCGUUUCCCUCUGGAAAGUGCGCAAGACAAAGACGUGGGGAACAACGGCUUGCAGAACUACAGCCUGGAAUCCAACUCACAUUUCACCCUCUCUCCGGGAAGAAGGAAAGACGGAAUAAAAUACCCGGAGCUCGUCCUCGAGCGUCAGCUGGACCGCGAAGAGCAGCAAGAGCUGAAUUUGCUCCUCACUGUCAUCGACGGGGGCUCGCCACCGAGGACGGGCACGGCUCAGAUUCGAGUCAUCGUUCUGGAUGCCAAUGACAACGUCCCUGUCUUCGACCAGGAGGUGUACGAUGUGCGCUUGUCCGAGAACAGUCCCCGAGAUCAGCUGGUGGUUAAAGUCGCGGCCGCGGAUCCCGAUGACGGUUACAAUGGAAAAGUGCGGUACACGUUCACCCAGAUACCAGAGAGGUCCAGGCAGCUCUUCGAGCUGAACCCUGACACAGGAGAGAUUCGAAUUGCGGGUGACCUGGAUUUCGAAGAUGCAAAAACGCACGAGAUGGUGGUGAGAGCUACCGACGGUGGGGGGCUGUCUGCUCAUUGCAACGUGCAGGUGGAAGUCCUGGACGCCAACGACAACGCCCCGGAGAUCAUGCUCACCUCCCUCACCGCCUCCAUUCCCGAGGACGCCCCGCCACGCACCGUCGUGGCUCUGUUCAGCGUGCGGGACCGCGACUCCGGCGACAACGGCAGGACGGAGUGCACCAUCGACGCCGACUUGCCCUUCAGCCUCAGCCCCACUUUCGAGAACUACUACGAGCUGCGAACAAACGCGGCGCUGGACAGGGAGCGCACGGCAGCCUAUAACAUCAGCAUCACAGCCACGGACUGGGGCACGCCGCGGCUCAGCUCCUCGCAAACGCUCUUCGUGCGUCUCUCGGACGUGAACGACAACCCGCCCCGGUUCACCCAGGACGUCUACAGCAUGUCGGUGACGGAGAACAACAGCCCCAUGCUCCGCAUCGGCAGCGUGAAGGCCACGGACGCGGACGCGGGAAGAAACGCGCGCGUAAGCUACGCGCUGGUGCGGCAGGAGGGCAAGGAGCAGCCCGAGGUGUCGGUGAACUCGGAGAGCGGCGACGUCUACGUGCUGCGUCCGCUGGACUACGAGGCGGUGCGCGCGUUCGAGGUGGCGGUGCGCGCUGCCGACGGCGGGUCGCCGCCGCUCAGCGCCCAGGCGGUGCUGCGCGUGGUGGUGCGGGACGACAACGACAACGCGCCCGUCGUGCUGCACCCGGCCGCCGAGCCCAGCGCGCAGGCGGCGGCUCCGUUGGAGCUGGUGCCGCGCUGGGCGCAGGCGGGCUACCUGGUGGCCAAGGUGGUGGCGGUGGACGCGGACGCGGGGCAGAACGCGUGGCUGUCGUACGAGCUGGCCAAGGCGACGGAGCCGGCGCUGUUCCGCGUGGGGCUGCACAGCGGCGAGGUGCGCACGGCGCGGGCCGUGGCCGAGCGCGACGCGCCCCGGCAGCGCCUCGUCGUGCUGGUGCGGGACCGCGGGCAGCCGCCGCGCUCCGCCAGCGCCACCCUCGGCAUCGCGCUGGUCGACGGCUUCUCCGACGCCCAGCUGCGGGCGGGCGACGAGGCGCCGGCCGCGCAGCUCGACGACCCGCUGACGCUCUACCUCGUGGCCUCGCUGGCCUGCGUGUCCGCGCUCUUCCUGGCCACCGCCGUGGCCGCCGGGGCCGUGAGGCUGCGGCGGGCCCGGCGGAGCGCGGCCGACAGCUUGCCCACCUUCCCGCAGCCGGCCGCCGACAGCGACGCGGGCUCCCUGCCCCGCAGCUACAUCUACGACGUCUGCCUCGCCGCCGGCACCGUCAACAGCGAGUUCCGCUUCCUCAGGCCCCUCUUCCCCUCACUUCUACCCUCCCAGGGAAAACAGAAAGAAGAAGCCAAAGAAACAACAAGGAUGUACCAGAGAGGUACUAGGCUUCUCUGUGGGAGAACAAAACUUCUCGGCCCUUGAACAGUACUUCACAUAUUGGACGGGUUUUCUUCAUUGUGGGUGGAAAAGGAGGACUGUGGUGCAUAUUGGCUUCACAUAGCCUUCAUGUGUUUAUGAGAGUGCUCCUGCUUCUGGAUCUUAAGCGAAAUACAGAGGACUGGAAGCAGAUCUUCAAGAUAACUUUCUCUCAUGUCGUCUUUCCUUUAUUGGUUUGUUGUUUCUGGGUUUCUCGUUUGGUUGGUUGUUUUGGGUUUUUAUCUGUAUUAAGGUCUUAACAUACUGUAGCUUGUUCAAUAAGAGGCCAAGAGGAUGUGGUGCAAAGUAAGUUGUGGUUGGAAAGGAAUUCCUAAAUAACAAUUAGCAACUGAUUACACUAUAAACAGGUGACGUUGGCACACUUGGCACAUGUGACCGGGAGUUUACGGGAUUUCCCUGCUGCAAAGAGCGGGAUUUGAGCAGCGUUUCAUUUCUCAAUGUUUCUUUCUUUUUUUCCUAACAUAAAUUUCAAAUGAAUAUUUCAUGCUGUUUGAGUCUAAGGUCUUGGAGAAUUAGAAGUGCUGCUUGUGAUUUUGUAGUGAAAUAGGCUAAACCUGUCCAAAAUCACCUUCAGGUACUUUAGAUUUCUGGGCAUCAAGAAGCUUUCUGUUUUCUUUGCUUAGUAGUUGCUAAGAAUCUAUAAAGUAAUGUGUUAUUUGCUGUCGCUCAUAUGUUUUAAAGUGUCAAAUGCCUGAUUGAUUACACAAAACAAUAAAACUUCCUUGAAACUGU
Molecule: messenger RNA, 3194 nt
Organism: Colius striatus (speckled mousebird)
Lineage: Eukaryota; Metazoa; Chordata; Aves; Coliiformes; Coliidae
Product: protocadherin beta-15-like
Exons: 2
Coding region: 36-2447 (803 amino acids)
Biological process (GO): homophilic cell-cell adhesion
Cellular component (GO): plasma membrane
Molecular function (GO): calcium ion binding
Source: RefSeq, a predicted model, not a curated record